UGCAUAACGUUACAUCUAUUAAUAACACGGAUAUAUAUUGGACGAAGGCAGUGACCUUUCAUUGCUAUGAAUAGCAAGAGGUGAAGGACGCACCGUGUUUUCGUAAAGUCGAACAACAACAACAACAGUAAACUGUUUUAAUUUGGCACACGUGAGCUAUAGUUAAGAAUGAUGCAGUGCAUAUGCCGGAGAGUUCCUUCAUCAAUUUGUAUUGAAAUCAACAGGAGUCAGGCAGCAUGUGCAGAUUUAACUUCUAUAUCCAGACUGGCAAAAAGUGAACUAGUUUUCCAAAGAUUUCAUCAUUCUGUUAAAAGGCCUGAAAGUUCAACAAGGCUCAGAUUCAACAAAAAUAAUGUCUAUGUCAGCACGCAUUCUAAUUUAUCAACUUUUGCAACUCUUUCAAAAAGCAGCAUUACACAAGAAGAUGAAGAAUAUGUAAAAGACUUGUACCAAGGUGUUAUAGACGGCAAGAGAGGGAGUUUGGCAAAAGCUAUCACUCUUGUCGAGUCAACUCACCCAAAGAAACAAGAACAAGCUCAAGUCCUUUUAGGGGAUGUACUAAAAUAUAAUAAAGAAAGGGAACAAAGAGCAGGGGUACAGAAUUAUACCUUUAGAAUAGGAUUGUCUGGCCCACCUGGUGCGGGAAAAAGCACUUUUAUUGAGGCAUUUGGGAAGUUCCUCACUAAACAAGGUCACAAAGUGGCUGUGUUAGCUGUAGACCCAUCAUCCUCCCAGACUGGAGGUUCUUUACUUGGUGAUAAAACUCGGAUGCCAGAGCUUUCCUGUGACCCCAAUGCCUACAUACGACCUUCUCCUUCCAAGGGGUCACUAGGUGGUGUUACCAGGACAACCAAUGAGGCUAUCGUUGUGUGUGAGGCAGCUGGCUAUAACAUCAUUUUGGUGGAAACUUGUCGGCAAAAGGUGAGAAAUUUUGUCUUUGAUACUUCACCAUCCCGCUUCGCCAGGCUGCUCCGGAUACUGUGCGGGGUAGGUCAGUCUGAGUUUGUGGUAUCUGACAUGGUGGACAUGUUCUGUCUCCUCAUUCCUCCUGCCGGUGGGGAUGAACUGCAGGGCAUAAAGAAAGGCAUAGUAGAGGUAGCAGACAUUGUAGUUGUAAACAAGUGUGAUGGCGACCUCAUUCCUGCAGCCAACCGCAUACAGAUGGAGUAUAUCAGCGCUGUCAAGUACAUGAGGCCGCGCUCUGAAGUAUGGAAACCACAGGUUCUAAGGAUCUCCUCUCUGACCAAGGAGGGCAUUCCUGAAUUGUGGAAAAACAUGCUUGAUUUCAAAACCAGCGCUGCAAUGGCGGGGGAAUUUACCACGAAGAGAAAACGCCAGCAUAAGGUCUGGAUGUGGAACUAUAUACGUGACCAUAUUAUGGAGCUUUUUAUGAAACAUCAGCUAGUAAGGGAAAUGAUUGAGGAGGUGGAGUCAAAAGUUCAGAAAGGGGAAGUAACUCCUGGGAAAGGAGCUGAUGAACUUUUGGGGCGAUUUGUUAAAGAUGUUUAAAAAUAAAAGUUCAUAUAGUUGACUUUCAGUUUGGAAUUUGUUCACAUCUGUAACAAUAACAUUAUGAAAGAUUAUUGAUUUUUUAAAUAUCUCUAUGUGUUUAAUUAAUAUAUAAACACAUUUUUAUUAAUUUUGUUUAAUGAAAUAGUUAGAAUAUUUGGUUUUAAAAUCAGAUUUUGUUAUUUACAUUUUUGUGUCUUGUCAUAGAUAUACAUUGUUAUUUUAUAUUAAAUAGUUUUCAAGAA
Molecule: messenger RNA, 1754 nt
Organism: Dreissena polymorpha
Lineage: Eukaryota; Metazoa; Mollusca; Bivalvia; Myida; Dreissenidae
Product: methylmalonic aciduria type A homolog, mitochondrial-like
Exons: 8
Coding region: 169-1509 (446 amino acids)
Cellular component (GO): cytoplasm
Molecular function (GO): GTPase activity; GTP binding
Source: RefSeq, a predicted model, not a curated record